Molecule: messenger RNA, 4023 nt
Organism: Manihot esculenta (cassava)
Lineage: Eukaryota; Viridiplantae; Streptophyta; Magnoliopsida; Malpighiales; Euphorbiaceae
Exons: 5
Coding region: 429-3719 (1096 amino acids)
Molecular function (GO): phosphatidylinositol binding
Source: RefSeq, a predicted model, not a curated record
GAAAAAGAAAAGAGAGAGAGAGACGCAACUGCCAUGCUUUUUGUCGCUCGAUGGUGCCAAGGCCAAUUGCUAGAUGACUGUUGCAGAGUAAAAAGGCUCAAACACCACCGUUAGAGAUUACCCUUCUCCUUUUUCGAUUUUUCAUCGCACUUGCUCACUUCUUUCAAGCUUCAAGCGCCACCAAGGACCGAUCGCCUCUCCCCGUCCACAUCCCCUGGCCGUGCAACUCCAAACUUCUAUUAUCGCACUUCUGCAAUCCGAUUCCCACUGCAAUAAAGCCCUAAUCCUGCUGUAUUUAUAAAUCCAUUUGCUCUUUGUCAGGCGAGGUUACAUCCUGAUUGAUUUUGCGAUUCUGAGUUUGUUCAAAGUUUAUUUGCUUAAUUCGCUUUCAUAGACUUUGCUGAAAUUUCGACAAUAACAAUAAUCAGAUGAUUGAUGGAGAGGGAUCUCGCGAGGACCGCUCCGGGUCUGUCUCUCCCGAUCCGUUCGACUCGUUCACCCCGAAGUCGCCCGGUGGCGGCGAUGUAUCGCCUGGAUCGGUGUCGCGAUCCUCCUCUUGCGGAGAGUCGGAGUUUGAGCGAUAUUGUAGUGCGAACUCGGUCAUGGGCACGCCUAGUUUUUGUGGUUCGUUUGGACCUCUUAAUGAUUCGGCAGAGUCUGAGUUCGAGUCUUUGAGGAGUUUGGAUGGUGGUUUGGAGAAUUUUAGUUUGGGAGGGAGGUUUGAUAGGAAUUUGGAGGAGCUGAAACUUCCUGGUUCCGGUUUUGAUCAUCUGAAAGGAAGUGGGAGUAGUCAAUUACAAUUGUAUUGUGUAGAAGGGAAUUGUGGAAUCAAUAAUGAAUUGGAUAGUAGGCUAGAGAAUGCUAAUGUGAGAGCCAGUGAGAUUGACUCCAUUGGUGAUGGGGUUGUAGAUGAUUUGAACAUUGUGGCAGAUGUUGGAGAAGGAUCUUCGGGUGUAGCUAUUAGUGAAGGGAAUGAUGGUCGCUUCUGCAUGUUGGAUUCAGAGUUGGGUUUGGAGUUUGAUGGAAGGGAGGAGGAGAGGGAGGAAGAUGAGACCUCAUCUAGAUAUGAACAUUCUGAAGAUGACUCAAUGUAUGGUUGUGGUUCAGAUUACGGAAAUAGGGAGAAUUUAUAUACUCAAAGGAGCAUUCAGUAUAGCAAGAAUGGGAAUUUUGAGAAUGAGAAUCCGCUGCUUAUCAAUUCAUCUAUAGCCUUUGGUUCAGGGGAUUGGGAUGAUUUUGAGCAAGAAACAGGGGGAGGCAGUCUGGCGUCUCUGACCUUGGACGAAUAUCAGGAGCAGGAAAAACAAGAUUUGGUAACCGAAAGAAAGCUCUUUAAUUCCGAGUCCAAAGCCUCAAUGUGGGUGCCGGCUAUUGGUCUUUCUGAGAUAGGGAAAGAUGUGACUGCGGAAUCUAUUGGCAUCAGACAGGUUGAAGAAAAUGAAUUGGUGGAAGAUUUCAAUACUUCUUCUGCAGUCCCUAUUGGUUCUCAGAAAUGUGAACUGAUGCAAACAGAAGAAGUAAGAGACGUUCCUGUGUCUAUCUGUAAGGUCCAAGGGACUUGCGAGUUAGCCAAAGAUGACACAAGCACCUCACUUGCAACAUCUCAAUUACCGAGCUUUUGUAAGUUAGAGGAAGAAGGUGUAAGAGACAUUUCUGAUACCUGUGAACUAGUCCAAAGUGCUAAUGAAACAACAAAUCAUUUUACGAGUACUUCUGCUGGUUGCAUCUUUGAAGUGAAGCAGGAUCUUUUUGUAGAAAAAAAUUUCAGAGACUUAGGAGCAAAUAUAUCAGAUUACAGCACGGAAAGGAAGCGUGUGUGCAUGAAUUCUGAGAUCUUUCGUGUAGAUGACAGCAACAUUUUUGAUAAUCAAGAGACUGGGAAUUUAAAAUUGAAAGUGGGCCAACUUUAUUCCCAUCCAAGCGAACAUUUUCAAAAUGAAAAUACGGAGUACAUUGAAGACCAUAAGCUAAAUUCAAAACCAUCGUUGCUUGAGACUAACAGGGGUGAAACAAUGAAUAACACUUCUCUAGAUCCUUUUGAAGAUGAUCCUGUAACACUGAAGGCAGACAAAAUUGAGCUUCAUGAAAUUUAUGAUGAAAUUGUCAAUGAAAUGGAAGAAAUUUUACUCGACUCUAGUGAGUCUACUGGGGCUAGGUUCCCUCAGCGCAAUCGUAUGUCACAGUCACAGCUAUCUUUGCCUCUAAGAGAUGGUGGGCUGACUGCUUCCACAUCAGGUCCGGAUGAUGUCUUCCCACUAAUUACACAGCCACUGAGAAUUGAUAGGAUUGAAGUAGUUGGUGCCAAGCAGAAGAAAGGAGAUAUCUCGCUUAGUGAAAGGUUGGUUGGGAUGAAAGCAUAUACUGUAUAUAUAAUAAGAGUGUGGAGUGGCCAGGAUGAGUGGGAGGUUGAGCGCAGAUAUCGUGAUUUCUUUACACUCUAUCGUCGGCUGAAAUCAUUAUUCACUGACCAGGGCUGGAUACUUCCCCUUCCUUGGGCCUCUGUAGAAAAGGAAUCUAGAAAAGUAUUUGGAAAUGCAUCUCCAGAUGUUGUUUCUGAGAGAAGUGUUCUGAUUCAAGAGUGCUUGCAUUCCAUUAUCCAUUCGGGUUAUUUUUCCAGUACACCAAGUGCAUUGGUUUGGUUUUUAUGUCCUCAAGAUUCACUUCCUAGUUCCCCUGCAUCACAAAAACCAGUGCCUUGGUCUGCAUUCUCUCACAGAGGAGCAGAACCAGGGAACAUCUCCACUUUAGGGAAGACAAUAUCACUUAUUGUUGAAAUUAAGCCAUACAAAUCUAUAAAACAAUUGCUAGAAGCUCAACAUUAUACUUGUGCUGGAUGCCACAAACAUUUUGAUGAUGGAAUGACACUAGUGCAAGACCUUGUGCAAGCCCUUGGAUGGGGAAAGCCUCGACUUUGCGAAUACACGGGUCAAUUGUUUUGUUCUUCAUGUCAUACAAAUGAAACUGCAGUUUUGCCAGCAAGAGUUCUACAUUAUUGGGAUUUUACUCAAUAUCCAGUCUCUCAAAUGGCUAAGUCAUACUUGGAUUCUAUACAUGAGCAGCCCAUGCUUUGUGUGAGUGCAGUUAAUCCUUUCUUAUUCUCAAAGGUCCCAGCUCUGCAUCAUAUUAUGGGUGUGAGGAAAAAAAUAGGAACUAUGCUUCCAUACGUUCGUUGCCCAUUUCGCAGGACUAUCAACAAAGGACUUGGAUCUCGUAGAUAUCUUCUUGAAAGCAAUGAUUUUUUUGCACUUAGAGACCUCAUUGAUCUCUCAAAAGGGGCUUUUGCAGCAUUACCUGUGAUGGUGGAGACUGUCUUGAGAAAAAUUGUGGAGCAUAUAACAGAUCGAUGCCUCAUCUGUUGUGAUGUGGGAGUUCCCUGUAGUGCCCGACAAGCUUGUGAUACUCCAUCUUCGCUCAUUUUUCCUUUUCAGGAAGGUGAGAUUGAAAGGUGUACAUCUUGCGAGUCUGUAUUCCAUAAGCCUUGCUUCGGAAGGCUCACAAACUGCACGUGUGGAGCUCUCAUUGGGGAGGAGAAGACCAUGGCGGCCACUAAUAAGCUGAGCCGUAUGGCUAGUGAUUUGUUGGGAAGGAAAUCGAGCUCUGUUUUGCCUUUGGGAUUGCUUUCUGGACUAUUUUCAAGGGCAAAACCAGAUGCAAUGAAGGCUCACCAGGACAGUGACACUGUUAUUUUAAUGGGUUCCUUACCGAGCACUUCUCUUUGAUCGCCGGUAUUUGUAAUGUACCAUUGUAUACUGUCUUGAUAAAGCUGGAGUUCGAUUGUAUUACCCUUUUUCUUAUUAUUUUUCAUCUUCAUUUGUAUUACCUUUAGGUUUUAGCUGAAAAACCAAAAUUUACCCACAUCAUUUAGCAAAAGUGUUGAGGCUAGGCGAGUGAUUUUUUUUUUCCUUAUCUUCCUCCUUUCUCGGUCUUAAAUUUUCGAGUGAUAGUAUUCCUUUAUUCUUUUCAACUUGUGGGUGCUUUCUUUUUUAAAUUAUGGUUUUAUCAGUAUAAUUGUUUUCCCCCGUA